AUGAAUUCGAAAAAAGAAGACAAUAUGGAUAUUUUAAAUAAUAUUAAUAAUCAAUUUAAAGAAUUACUUGAAUUAAUUGAAAAAGAAAAAGAUUCUUCAUUUUCAAUAAAAUAUUUUGAUAAAUUAAAAAAAACAAAAAAGAAAAAAAAAUCUUCGAAAAAAAAAUGGUUUAUUAUUAGUUCUUUUAUAUUAAUAUUGAUAUCUAUAUAUUUUAUUUUAUUAAAUGAAGAAUUAACUUAUAAUAUCUAUUUUGUAUUAUUGUCAUUUAUUCGAUUAAUACUUAUUAAAAUUCUUCCAUACUGGGAUUGGACAAACAUUUAUACAAGAUAUAUACGUAUAAGAGGACAGAAAUGUGCUAAUACAACGCAAAUAAUUAAACAAUCGAAUAUAACUUUUUUUAAUUUUACAAAAAAUAUUUAUCUUAAUAAUUUACCUGUUAUUGUUGAUGAUGCAACAGAAACUUGGCCAGCAAUGAAAGAAUUAACAGUAAAAAAAUUAUUUCAACUUUUUAUGGAAGAUCCUAUUCUUGCUGAAAAUGAUAUCUGUUAUUUUGAAUCAAAUAUUCGUAAUUAUAAUCGACCGGGAGGUGUUGAUCAACUUUUUAAUGAUUAUAUUGAUGGUAAUCGUCGUUCAUUUAUGGUUCAAUGGAAUAAUUGUAAACGAGAAACAUUAAAAGUUAUUCGAUCAUAUUAUAAUAAACCUUAUUUUUUACCACCAUCUGUUGCUCAAACAUUAAUGGGAAAUUGGUUUUUAGUAUCAGCUGGUUUUCAUAAAGGAUUCAAUUAUUUACAUAAAGUUCCUCUGAAUUAUGAUUGGAUAUGGUUAGCACAAAUUCAAGGUUCAAGUUUAAUUGAACUUCGACCAAAACAUCCAUGUGAAAAGAUGUGUUCGAUAUUAAAAUCUGUUACAUUGAAUAAAGGAGAUUUAAGUAAUAAUUGCUUUUUGUUUGUUUUUUCAAAGGAUCUUGUUGGAUAA
This is a messenger RNA of Rotaria sordida, 975 nucleotides long. Lineage: Eukaryota; Metazoa; Rotifera; Eurotatoria; Philodinida; Philodinidae. The record is from the annotation of a GenBank genome assembly.